Messenger RNA from Nerophis lumbriciformis (worm pipefish), 7224 nucleotides. The record is from RefSeq and is a predicted model, not a curated record. Lineage: Eukaryota; Metazoa; Chordata; Actinopteri; Syngnathiformes; Syngnathidae.
AUGCUCUGGUUUGCAUUGUUUGGAUUCAUCCUAUGGAUUUUUUUUCAACUGCGAAAGAUUAAUAACAGCCGAAUUGAGAUGCCCGAGAAAGGAAAGGAAUCACCAGUGGGUGACAGCCCCCCUGCACUUCAAGAGGAUGUGCCUGCUGCCCACUCCUCUCAUCCAGGCCAACAGUGUAUCUCAACGCAGCCUGAGGAGCACAGACUCCAAGCUGAGGGACUUGAUGUGAAAGAGCAACAACAGCCCCUCACUGCACAAGAACCUUCAACAACCAAUGUGCCAAUGCUCCGAUCCGGGCUCAGGGCGAGGGAGCGUCUCAAGUUUAUUCUGGGAGCCUCGGAGGACAAUUCUUCAGACGAGGAGCCUUUAGCUGCCAAACCGCCAAGUGGUCCUCCACAGCCGUCAACCUCUGCUGCCAAGUCUUCUCGUCAUCAGACGUCCACUGAAGUGCCACAGCUCAACUCGGGCAUGAAGCCCAGCAUGUCUGGUCUUCACUUGGUUAAAAAAGGACGCGAACACAGAAAGAUGGAUCUUCCGAGAGACUUCACUGUGGCUUCACCUGCAGAGUUUGUCACCCGCUUUGGUGGAAACCGUGUCAUCGAUAAAGUGCUUAUCGCUAACAACGGCAUAGCUGCAGUCAAAUGCAUGCGGUCUAUUCGACGCUGGUCUUACGAGAUGUUCCGAAAUGAGAGGACCAUCCGCUUUGUGGUGAUGGUAACUCCUGAAGAUUUAAAAGCUAAUGCAGAAUAUAUCAAAAUGGCAGACCACUACGUGCCGGUGCCUGGUGGGCCAAACAAUAACAAUUAUGCCAAUGUAGAGUUGAUAGUGGACAUUGCCAAAAGAAUCCCAGUGCAGGCAGUGUGGGCCGGCUGGGGCCACGCCUCAGAAAAUCCCAAACUACCCGAGUUGUUGAAUAAAGCAGGAAUUUCAUUUUUGGGGCCAUCCAGUAAAGCUAUGUGGGCUCUUGGAGAUAAGGUGGCUUCCUCAAUUGUGGCCCAGAGUGCAGAUAUUCCCACAUUACCGUGGAGUGGCUCAGGUCUGAGAGUGGACUGGACAGAGAAUGACCAAGUACCCGGCAAUGUAAUCAGUGUUCCUCCUGAGAUCUACACACAGGGCUGUGUUUUGGAUGUGGAUGAUGGUCUGGCGAGAGCUGAGAGAAUUGGUUAUCCUGUUGUCAUCAAAGCAUCAGAGGGUGGUGGAGGAAAAGGUAUUCGGAAAGUAGAAAGUGCGGAUAGUUUUCCAACCUCAUUUAGGCAGGUUCAGACAGAAGUUCCUGGCUCGCCCAUUUUCAUCAUGCAGCUAGCCCAGCAUGCAAGACACCUGGAGGUUCAGAUACUGGCUGAUGAAUAUGGUAACGCUAUCUCUCUAUUUGGUCGAGAUUGCUCCAUUCAAAGAAGGCACCAGAAGAUUAUCGAGGAAGCCCCCGCAACUGUAGCUGCAUCCUUGACAUUUGAGCAUAUGGAGCAGUAUGCUGUUAGACUAGCCAAAAUGGUGGGCUAUGUCAGUGCUGGAACUGUGGAAUAUCUUUUCUCUGAAGACGGAAGUUUUCAUUUUUUGGAGCUGAAUCCUCGUCUACAGGUAGAACAUCCCUGUACAGAGAUGAUUGCAGAUGUAAACCUUCCAGCAGCCCAACUUCAGAUUGCCAUGGGCAUCCCACUUUACAGAAUCAAAGAUAUUCGUUUGCUCUAUGGAGAAACUGCAUGGGGUGACAGCAUUAUUAACUUCGACACUCCAGAAUGCCCACCUAGUCCAAGAGGACACGUCAUAGCUGCUCGGAUCACCAGUGAGAACCCCGAUGAGGGGUUCAAACCCAGCUCAGGCACUGUUCAGGAGCUGAACUUCCGUAGCAGUAAAAAUGUCUGGGGUUACUUUAGUGUCGGCGCAACUGGGGGUCUGCAUGAAUUUGCUGACUCACAGUUUGGACACUGUUUCUCCUGGGGUGAAAACCGAGAAGAAGCCAUAUCGAACAUGGUGGUGGCUAUGAAGGAACUGUCAAUCAGAGGUGACUUCAGGACCACUGUUGAAUACCUCAUUAAGCUACUUGAAACUGAGAGCUUCCGAAACAAUGACAUAGACACUAGCUGGCUGGAUCACCUCAUUGCAGAGAAAGUGCAGGCAGAGCGACCAGACACAAUGUUGGGAAUUGUGUGCGGGGCUUUGCAUGUUGCAGAUGCAAACUUCAGAAAGAGCAUGUCAGACUUUCUACACUCAUUAGAAAGAGGUCAAGUCCUGCCUGCUGCUAGCCUGCUCAACUCUGUAAGUGUAGAUCUUAUAUAUGAAGGAGUCAAGUUCUGCUUGAAGGUGGCUCGCCAGUCCCCAACAACGUAUGUCAUCAUAAUGAAUGACUCAAAUAUUGAAAUAGAUGUCCACGGCCUCAGUGAUGGUGGCCUUCUUCUCUCUUAUGAUGGCAGCAGCCAUACCACCUAUAUGAAAGAGGAGCUUGACAGCUACCGCAUCACUGUUGGGAACAAGACUUGCGUAUUUGACAAAGAAAAGGAUCCCACUGUUCUGAGAUCGCCUUCAGCUGGUAAACUGCUUCAGUAUGUGGUUGAAGAUGGUGUUCAUAUUUGCACAGGAGAGACCUACGCAGAGAUCGAGGUGAUGAAGAUGGUGAUGACUCUGACUGUGGAGCAGGCAGGACAUAUACAUUUUAUUAAGAGACCUGGUGCAGUGCUGGAGUCCGGCUGUGUGAUGGCCCAUAUGAACUUGGAUGACCCCAGCAGCAUACAUCGGGUUGAGCUCAAUACUGCCACGCUACCGCCUCAGCACCCAUUGCCCAUAGUUGGAGAAAAGCUCCACCAGGUGUUCCACAGCAUCCUCGAAAACUUAGUCAAAGUAAUGGAUGGCUACUGCCUCGAAGAGCCCUACUUUAGCACCAAGUUGAAACAGUGGGUAGCAACCCUCAUGAAGACUCUGAGGGAUCCCUCUCUUCCACUGCUGGAGCUGCAAGAGAUCAUGACUAGUGUGGCGGGCCGGAUCCCAACGGGUGUUGAGAAAGAUAUCCGUAAAGUCAUGGCCCAAUAUGCCAGCAACAUCACCUCUGUUUUGUGCCAGUUUCCAAGCCAAAGGAUUGCAAAUAUUCUCGACAGCCAUGCUGCUACUCUACAGAGAAAGGCGGAUCGAGAAGUGUUCUUUAUCAACACUCAGAGUAUUGUUCAAUUGGUACAGAGGUACCGCAGUGGCAUACGUGGUUACAUGAAGUCUGUUGUUCUGGACCUGCUCAAGCGAUACCUUCAAGUAGAGAUCGAGUUUCAGCAAGCUCACUACGACAAGUGUGUUAUCAACUUGAGGGAACAGUACAAGCCUGACAUGAGUCCUGUACUGGAAUGCAUUUUUUCUCAUGCCCAGGUCUCCAAAAAGAACAUCCUGGUCACAAUGCUCAUCGAUCAACUGUGUGGAAGGGAUCCGACUUUGGCAGAUGAGUUGAUGGUGAUUCUUAAUGAACUAACUCAGCUCAGUAAGAUGGAGAAUUCAAAGGUAGCCUUAAGAGCCAGACAGGUACUGAUCGCCUCUCAUUUGCCGUCUUAUGAACUGAGACACAACCAAGUAGAAUCCAUCUUCCUCUCUGCUAUUGACAUGUAUGGCCAUCAGUUCUGCCCUGAGAACCUGAAGAAACUCAUCCUCUCUGAAACGUCAAUAUUUGAUGUGUUGCCAAAUUUCUUCUACCACUCCAAUCAAGUUGUGUGUAUGGCAGCACUGGAGGUGUAUGUGCGCAGAGCUUACAUCGCCUAUGAGCUCAACAGUAUCCAACAUCACAAGCUGAAGGAUGGAACGUGCGCUGUAGAUUUUCAAUUCAUGCUGCCAUCAUCACAUCCCAACAGAGGGAGCAGCCCUACUCUGAACAGGCUUCCUGUCCCACUGAAUUCUUCAGGCCAAUUAAAGAUGCGGCGGCAGAGCAGUGAUCUUUUCUUGGAAGGAGCUCUAUCUCCACCAUGUCAACGAAUGGGCGCUAUGGUGGCGUUCCAGUGUUUUGAUGAUUUCAAAAGGAACUUUGACGAAGUUCUCUGCAGCUUUGCAGAGCCUCUGCUGGAGAGCCAGCCGUUUUUAGAGUCCUGCUCCAGUUUUUACGAAGAUGAGAACUUCAAGAACACAAGGGAGAAUCCAAUCCACAUCAUUAACGUGUCAAUAAAAACGGCAGACACUGAGGAUGAUGACGACUUGGUGACCGCCUUCACAUCCUUCGCCCAGUCUAAGAGAUCAUCCCUUUUUGAAUAUGGCAUCAGAAGAAUCACAUUUUUGGUUGCACAGAAGAGGGAGUUUCCCAAGUUCUUCACUUUCAGAGCAAGAGAUGGGUUCCAGGAAGAUCGGAUCUACCGUAACCUGGAGCCAGCUUUAGCCUUUCAGCUCGAAUUGAAUCGCAUGAGGAACUUUGACCUGACUGCCGUUCCCUGUGCAAACCACAAAAUGCACCUUUACCUGGGAGCUGCUCGUGUACAGGAGGGUGCUGAAGUUACAGAUUACAGAUUCUUCAUUCGAGCUAUUAUUCGCCACUCUGAUCUGAUUACAAAGGAAGCAUCUUUUGAGUAUCUUCAGAAUGAGGGAGAACGUCUUCUGCUGGAGGCCAUGGAUGAAUUGGAGGUGGCCUUCAGUAACACAAAUGUGCGCACAGACUGCAACCACAUCUUCCUUAAUUUUGUCCCUACGGUCAUUAUGGACCCAUCUAAAAUUGAGGAAUCUGUCCGAUCCAUGGUGAUGCGCUAUGGAAGCCGUCUUUGGAAGCUGCGAGUCCUGCAAGCCGAGCUGAAAAUCAACAUUCGUCUGACUCCCACUGGACACGCCAUUCCGAUUCGUCUUUUUUUGACGAAUGAGUCUGGCUAUUACUUGGACAUCAGUCUGUAUAAGGAGGUGACCGAUCCAAGUUCUGGACAAAUUAUGUUCCAGUCAUAUGGUGACAAACAGGGACCCCUGCAAGGCAUGUUGAUCAACACUCCCUAUGUCACCAAGGACUUGCUGCAAGCGAAGCGUUUUCAGGCUCAAACUCAAGGCACAACAUACGUCUAUGACUUCCCAGAGAUGUUCAAGCAGGCUCUGUUUAAGCAAUGGGGUUCUGGGGAUAAAUACCCGAAAGAUAUGCUGAUGUGCACCGAGCUGGUUUUGGACCCACAAGGUCGACUGGUGCAGCUGAACCGCUUGCCUGGGGACAAUGAUGUCGGAAUAGUUGCGUUCAAGAUGAAGAUGAAAACUCCAGAAUAUCCAGACGGUCGAGACAUUGUUGUGAUCUGCAAUGACAUCACCCACAUGAUUGGGUCUUUUGGACCGCAGGAAGAUGAGUUGUUCCUCAGGGCUUCCGAGUUGGCGAGAGCUGAGGGAAUCCCUCGCAUUUACAUUGCUGCCAAUAGCGGCGCGCGCAUUGGUCUUGCUGAGGAGAUCCGACACAUGUUCCAGGUCGCAUGGAUUGACCCCUCUGAUCCAUACAAGGGUUUUAAGUAUCUUUACCUGACACCACAUGACUACACGCGUAUCAGUGCCACCAAUUCGGUGCACUGCCACCACGUGGAAGAAGGAGGGGAAUCCAGGUACAUAAUUACUGACAUCAUCGGAAAGGAUGAAGGUCUCGGGGUUGAGAACUUGCGAGGUUCAGGCACUAUUGCUGGAGAAUCUUCUCAGGCGUAUGAAGAAAUCAUUACCAUUAGUAUGGUGACCUGUCGUGCUAUCGGAAUUGGGGCAUAUUUAGUACGAUUGGGCCAGAGAGUGAUCCAAGUGGAGAACUCGCACAUCAUCCUGACAGGGGCAAGUGCGUUGAACAAGGUUCUGGGCAGAGAGGUCUAUACCUCCAACAACCAGCUGGGUGGCAUCCAGAUCAUGCACAACAAUGGAGUCACACACACUACUGUGCCAGAUGAUUUUGAAGGGGUCUUCACCAUUCUCCAGUGGCUUUCCUACAUGCCAAAGAGCAAACACUCCCCUGUGCCCGUUGUACCAACAUCAGAUCCAGUUGAUAGAGAGAUCGAGUUCACUCCUACCAAAGCACCAUAUGACCCCCGUUGGAUGCUGGUUGGGAGACCCCACCCCACAGUGAGAGGUUCCUGGCAGAGUGGAUUCUUCGACCACGGCUCCUUCAUGGAGAUCAUGGGCUCCUGGGCUCAGACAGUUGUAGUAGGCAGAGCUCGAUUAGGAGGGAUCCCUCUUGGUGUAAUUGCUGUAGAAACACGGACUGUUGAGUUAACCAUCCCAGCUGAUCCUGCCAACUUAGAUUCAGAAUCAAAAGUUCUGCAACAGGCUGGACAAGUGUGGUUUCCAGAUUCAGCCUUUAAAACAGCCCAGGCGAUUUGCGACUUCAACCGUGAGCGACUGCCGCUCAUGGUGUUUGCCAACUGGAGGGGCUUUUCUGGUGGAAUGAAAGAUAUGUAUGACCAGGUAUUAAAGUUUGGAGCUUACAUUGUGGAUGCACUUCAUGGCUUCCACCAGCCUGUGCUGGUGUACAUUCCACCACAUGCUGAACUGAGAGGGGGGUCCUGGGUUGUUAUUGACCCUACUAUUAACCCUCUGUGUAUGGAGCUCUAUGCUGACAGAGAGAGCAGAGGUGGUGUUCUAGAAGCUGAGGGAACAGUGGAGAUCAAAUUCAGGAAAAAGGACCUGCUAAAAACCAUGAGAAGACUAGACUCCGUCUAUGCUGGUCUGGUUGAGAAGCUUGCUUCUUUAGAUCUUCCUGAGAAACAAUGUAGAGAGCUGGAGGCAAAGCUCAAAGCAAGGGAAGAAUUCCUUUUGCCCAUCUACCACCAGGUGGCAGUGCAGUUUGUGGAUCUUCACGAUACCCCUGGCAGAAUGCAGGAGAAAGGUGUUAUCACUGAUAUUUUAGACUGGAAAAACGCACGGCCCUUUUUCUACUGGCGUCUCCGUCGACUCCUUUUGGAGCAGGUGGUGAAGUACGAAAUUCUCAAGGCCAACAAAGACCUCAGUGACGGACACAUGCAGUCCAUGCUGCGUCGUUGGUUUGUUGAAACUGAGGGAACAGUCAAGGCAUAUCUGUGGGAUAACAACCAAGCAGUAGUUGAGUGGCUUGAAAGACACUGGUCCAAAGAAGAUGGCAUUCGAUCCGCCAUCCGAGAGAAUAUCAAGUACCUAAAAAGGGAAAAUGCCUUGAAACAUAUCCGCAGUCUGGUUGAGACCAACCCGGAUGUCGCCAUGGACUGCAUCAUCCACAUGAGCCAGAACAUUACUGCAUCACAAAGGGCCAAGCUCUCUCAUCUUCUUGCUACAAUGGACAACAGCAACACCAGCUAA